UUAUGGCAACUCAAUUUAAUGUCGUGCGACGUGCGUGUCAAAAUAUUUUUGUUUUCUGUUCUCUUAUUUUCUUUUAUUAAUCGUAUCUGAAUGAUUGAUUUGCCUCCUAAAUUCAUUAUAUCCCUUAUUUAAUCCAUGAACAACAAUAAUUACCAUAAUAAGUGCAAUGAUUUUAUGGUAAGUUUGACAUUACGGAUACGCUGGUAGCCCAAUAACAUGACCGAUUGUGCGCUGGUAUCCAAUGCAAAUGAACACGAUGCUAGCAUGGACGUGGGAAACGAUAAGUCUCUCUUUGAGCCUACUGUUGAUAUGAUGGUAAAUGACUUUGAUGACGAGAGAACACUAGAUGAAGAAGAAACAAUAGCGGCGGGAGAGCAGCACGACCCCAAGGCUGAACUCAACAGCUUGCAGAAGGAGGGGGAUAUGCCCCUUGAGGAGCUCCUGGCACUAUACGGAUAUGACAAGACUAUGGACCAGAAGUCCCCAGUGCCAGAAGCAAAGCCUAUAGUUGCCGAAGAAUCAGAGAAGCCCGAGUCAGCAUUACAACAAAUUUACAGUGAAGCAACUAGCCCUGAAGCCACCCGCUGUCUGAGGUCUGGCUCACGUCCCCCUUCUGAAGAAGAAGAGGAUUACGACUACAGUCCCGACGAAGAAGAGUGGAAAAAAACCAUCAUGGUGGGCAGUGAUUACCAAGCUGGGAUACCAGAAGGCCUAUGCAGCUAUGAUGAUGCAUUGCCCUAUGAGAAUGAAGAUAAAUUGUUAUGGAACCCAGCCACACUAGAAGAAAGUGUGGUUGAGGACUACAUGAAGAAAAUUUGUGCCAUGAACAGUGGCACUGGUUUAGAUGCUAUUCCCCGAGGAAAGCAGCUGAGAGAUGAUGAAGAGGCCCUUUACUUACUGCAACAAUGUGGCCACAACAUUGAGGAGGCCUUACGGAGGAGACGCAUAUCUGCCCAGACUCCUCCACAUGCAAGUCUAUGGUCAGAAGAAGAAUGUCGUAAUUUUGAAAAUGGUUUAAAGGCACAUGGUAAAGACUUUCAUCUGAUCAGACAAAAUAAAGUUAAAACUAGAUCAGUUGGAGAGUUGGUGCAAUUCUAUUACAUAUGGAAGAAAACUGAAAGGCAUGAUAUCUUUGCAAACAAGGCGAGGCUAGAAAAGAAAAAGUAUACACUACACCCGGGUCAUACAGACUACAUGGACAGGUUCCUGGAGGAGCAGGAAGCGGCGGGACCAGCGGGAGCGCCCAGGCCCGCAUCCCCCUCAUCCAUGCUGGUGUAUGCGCCGGAGCCCGCCCCGGGCCAGCCCGACCCUCUGGCACUUGGAGAAAGAGAGGUGUUCUCACAGCUCAACUCCCAUAGUCCUCCCCGUAAACUAUCCACAGAUGAACAGAUCCAUGAAACGGGACCUUUAUAGAUUUUACAAGAAAAUGCCUUUUUAAAUGUAGAGUGCACUGUUUGUAAAAGUAAGUAUAUGUUGUUGCUAGACAUAAGUUCACCUCUAUCUCCUAGGUACUUAUCUUUAAGCUGAUGGAGUUUACCAAACAUAGGGUAAAGUUUCUUUGCUUGUUUAGAUGUGAUCCAUGUAAAAAUAGAUAGUAUAGAUACUAUUAAUUGCUUGGUUUGUUUUGAAUAAGUAAAGAUACUGAUCUCGUUUUGAGGUGAAGUUACACACUACUUAAUUGUUAAGGUAUUUGGUUAAGAUGGUCUGUUAAAUUAGAAAACAAGUGUACCAAUAGAAAAUUUACUAAGUGAAGGACACUCAAUGAAUUGAGAGAUUCACAAGCACUGACAGUUGCAGUCCAUCCCUAAGGUUGUAUGAAUUCAUACUUCCCCAUUGAAAUACCAUAGAAUAGAUAAUAAUGAUUACCUACAUAUUUAUUGUUACACUUCCUGGGACUGCGAAACCAUUAAAAUUAUCAUGUAAGUAAUAAACUAAUAACUAUUUCUUUAUUACAUAAUUAGGCAUAUCCUAUUAAUUGAAAUUUUAAAUCUUUAUGUGAGUGGCUUUUGCCAGUAUUUUGCAUAUUAAAUAACUAUGACUUAUUACUAUUAAUAUUGUGCAUUAUGUGCAUGGGCUCUAGUUUCAAGAAGCCCAACAUUUCUUAUGUACUGUUUGUUUUGUGUGAGUCAUGUUUGAUGUAUUAGUAUAGGUCUGUCAUUGUAUUUGGUAAAUCAAGACGAUAGUAAAGAGAAUAUAUAAUAAGUAUAAUUAAUUUAUCCCUAGAUGGAUUUAAAUAUCUGUGUAAUGUAGGGGUUCAUUUAAAUGUGUAAUUUGUAACAUUGUAACAUAACUUUUAAAAAUGGGUCAUAAUGAUUUAUGAAACCACUCUAGCAUAAAUUGCUAUAAAAAUAUUAAGAAGUGAAUAAAUAGGUACAGUAAGGUGCAGAGAAACCUGACCCCCCUCAGAUACAUUAUUACUAUGAGAGGGGGGUCAGGUUUUUCUGCACCUGACCGUACCUAUAAUAAAUAAAAAAUAUCUUACUUAAGUAUUCUUCUUUUCCAGUAAAGAAUGAGAUAUUUUAAAACAAUAAUAUUGUACCACUCACUUAUUUAAAUGAACCUGUAUAUUUUAUAUUAAACCAUUAUAAAAUAUUGUAAUAGUGCUUACUAAAUUUAAUGUUAAUUAGGUAUCCUCCCUAUGUAGGUAUGCAAUAAAAGUAAAAAUUGUUAUGACGUUAUCAUAAUGGCUUUUUAUAUUCUUGUACAGACCUAGAAAAUAAUUCAAUAUAAUUAAUUCGGGGAAAUACAUAAUGUUCUAGGAGUAAAAUUGUGACAAAAUACAAAUAAACAGUGCAAUUAUCCCAUA
Molecule: messenger RNA, 2806 nt
Organism: Plutella xylostella (diamondback moth)
Lineage: Eukaryota; Metazoa; Arthropoda; Insecta; Lepidoptera; Plutellidae
Product: mesoderm induction early response protein 1
Biological process (GO): negative regulation of transcription by RNA polymerase II
Cellular component (GO): nucleoplasm
Molecular function (GO): transcription corepressor activity; histone deacetylase binding
Source: RefSeq, a predicted model, not a curated record